Molecule: messenger RNA, 1424 nt
Organism: Tachysurus fulvidraco (yellow catfish)
Lineage: Eukaryota; Metazoa; Chordata; Actinopteri; Siluriformes; Bagridae
Gene: lyve1b
Product: lymphatic vessel endothelial hyaluronic receptor 1b
Exons: 6
Coding region: 59-1102 (347 amino acids)
Biological process (GO): cell adhesion
Cellular component (GO): plasma membrane
Molecular function (GO): transmembrane signaling receptor activity; hyaluronic acid binding
Source: RefSeq, a predicted model, not a curated record
AUGAUGCUUGCUGUAUGCUAGUACAUUCAGUGCAAAACAAAAUUUCAGGGAAGACACAAUGAGGUGCAGAGUAUGUCCAGCUUUGUGUACUUUUCUGUCUCUGGUUCUUUGCACAGCUAGUCUAGAUCUUAGCCAGAUCCAAGUUUAUCCAAAAGAUGGAAUCUCCGAAGUAUUCAUAGUCCAGUUAAAGAGCCAAAAAUACAAAUUCAAUGCCACUACAGCUAUAGAUGUAUGCACAAGUCUGGGUGUUAGUAUAGCCACUCGUGCUCAAGUAGAAUCUGCACAGCGCAGCGGAUUACAGACUUGCAGAUAUGGUUGGGUUAAAGAGAAAGUUGCUGUUAUUCCUCGUACUGAGAAAAAUCCAAAGUGUGGCCAAAGUAAUGUUGGAACCAUUGUUUGGGUUGCUUCUUUUGACCAAUUAUUUGAUGUGUUUUGCUACAAUUCAAAAGGUCAAACUGAAGCAACAACAUUCACCACCCCAAACAUGACAUCUGUGUCUGAUGGGAGGACUCAAGCUAAACCAACCUCCCCACCAUUUUUUUUGUCAACUCAGCCAACCAAAAACCUCCUUGGUUUCUCCACAUCUCCUCAAUCUAUUUCAACUGUUUUCAGCACUUCUGUGAUACCUACAGUAUUUUCUUCCACUGUCAUCCCUAUGACUACAUUGAUCUCUCAAACAUCCCCAUCUGAUAUUUCCCUCACAAGUACAUCACAAGGAUAUCAGUCUUCCAAUUUUUUGCCUUUUUCUACUUCUUUCUCUGCUACAGAUCUUUCCUCGCAUCCAUUCACUAACUCAUCCUCCGUAAACAUUUCUUCUAAUAAAACAGAUGGGCAACCACCUCCUGAAAAAGGAUUUUCCUUUGGAGCAGUAUCCAUUGCAUUGUCAUCCAUUUUUGUGAUGCUCCUGAUUAUAGCAGUAAUCGGCACAGUUUGGUAUUUUAAGAUUAAAGGACCACAGCGUCGUUCUCCAUGGGAAAGGAUAUGCCACAAUGAAAUGUUCGAGACUGAGAUGUGGAAACAAGAUUUCAACAUACACAAUGACAGUGGGAACUGUGGUGAUGAUAUAACUCUCCAGUUGGAAGAUGAUACAAUAUCAUCCUAAGAACUCCUCUUGUAGAAAUGGGAUGCUAUGGGAUACGAUGGAAAAGGAAAAGAAAUGCUGUGGUGUUAUCUAUGACUCCAGACAUUUUAAAUAUCAGAUACAAUAAGUUUGACUGAAAAUAGCAUGGUUAAUGUUGUUUUCAGAAAUCCAAGUGUUUGACACAAAUGCUCUUUCCAUGUGACGUAAUAUUGAUUCAUUUGUAAUCAAAUUUUUCUGUUCUCCGCCAUUUCAUUUUUCACACAGUAUGUGUAACGAUACUAACUAUAACAGCUCUGUGAUCAUAAAAACAUUGAAAGAAAUAAACUUUGUUUUUUAUUUGAAA